UGAACUUUCUAAUUAUUGACUAUACCUAUUACAUGCUUAUUAGGAUGUAUACCCAGUUUAAUAAGCGUGUGUUUUUGUGUGCAACAGAAAAAAAUUUCAAACUAUUGUUCUUUUAAAAAGAAAAAAAAUUGAAUCAGAUUAAUAUUAAGUCUGCUGGGGGGAAGAUUUGGCCCAUAGGCUAUCUGUGACAGUGUCAAGGCCAGAACAAGUCAUGUCCACUUUAAACAUUAUUCAAUACCAUUUUAGGUUGUAGUUAAUCUUCCAGCCAGCAGGUGGCGACAUUCAGGUUUAAAGUUUCAGUAAAAAGAGAGAGAGAGAUCAAAAUGGCGAUCCCCGGACCAGGGAGGUCCGUGGGUGUACUGUCAUCUGUGACUCUGCAGCUGCUGCUCAACCUCACGAGUGUUUACUUCAUCUUCUAUUUCCUGUUGACUCUCGGGCUAAUUAUCAAAAAGAGCCUGGUGCUGUCGUAUCCUGCUGACGCUCUGGUCUGUGAUGUUGCUCUACUGUUCCUCUUGGCUGCUCUGGAGUUUCUCCAUUUGUACUGUGGUAUGAAGGGCAAUCUGACAGAGAGCGAAGGUUAUAUUGUGGGUCACCUCAUCGUGACGUCAACAACUGUUUUGUUGACGGUAUACUUCCUGGUGUGGCAGACCUACAUAAUGCGGGCGGACGUAAUCAUCAGCAGUGUUUUACUUGCUGUCUAUGGCUUAGAUGGAGUACUAGCUUUCAGCACCUUGGCCCGAUUUGCCAGUGUUUAUUCAUGAAGAAGUGUCAUCUUCAUUGUUUUCUAUGGUGCGGUCAAACUCACAGCUGGUCUUCACUUUGCUGCAACUAUACAAGCAGAAAAAAAGGAGGUAUCACUGUCAUCUGGUGUCUUUUAUUGUUUAUUAUAUAAAAAAUUUUGAU
This is a messenger RNA of Melanotaenia boesemani (Boeseman's rainbowfish), 903 nucleotides long. RefSeq names its product transmembrane protein 80-like. Bases 324 to 761 code for a protein of 145 amino acids. Lineage: Eukaryota; Metazoa; Chordata; Actinopteri; Atheriniformes; Melanotaeniidae. The record is from RefSeq and is a predicted model, not a curated record. Gene Ontology annotation, cellular component: ciliary transition zone. Gene Ontology annotation, biological process: non-motile cilium assembly. The transcript has 6 exons.